AGGACCAUUGCUUACCUCAAGUUUGGAUAGAAAUUGCAGGUACCGGUGUGGCAAUCGUAUUCGAGGACGAGCGCCAGAAGUACAACGGCCACCAUCACGACAAGAUGCCUGAAGACGGCUAUUCCUCUACUUGGGAUAGUGCCGACCAAUCUGAUUUCCCAUCCACUGCUCCCACUUCCUAUACUCGGCCUCCAAUGCGUUCACUCGAUGUUCAGGAUUCAGCAUCUUCUUCACAUCCGCUUUCUAUAUCACCACAGUCUCGGCCAAGCUCGGAUUCUCUCGGUCCGUCACCGACAUCCAAAUGGCGAGACACACCUACAGCCAUUAGCGAGUCUCAUGAGACGGUGCCAGGAGACACGGCAAGUCUGGUGGAACAGGGAUUCGACGAGAACGUGCUAAGGGCAUUGUGCGACAUGGAUUGUGGGGUCCCGUUACUGCUUGAUCGCAUAAAGCAAAGCAUGGUAUCGUGCAGGGAGGCCGCAGUGUUUCUGAAGAAGCGAGCUGCAAUUGAGGAGGAGUAUGGGAAAGGCAUGCAGAAGCUGUCGCGGUCAACCGCCGAAAUGUAUUCUUUGAAUGACGGGAAAGCCGGGACCUUCGUAACAGCUUGGCAGUCUUCUAUGCGUAUCCACGAACAAAUGUCCGAAAAUAGGCUACGAUUUGCUCAAAGACUCAACGAGAUGAGUGAGGAACUGGUAACGCUGUCAAAAGAAGUGGACAAAAACCGAAAACAUACCAAAGAUCUUGCCAGCCGUUACGAGCGAGCAUUGAUUGAGUCCCAAGGAAUAACAGAGAAGAGCAAGAAUCGACUUGACAUAACCUCCGAAGAGCUGGAACGCGUACUCUUGCAGAAGGAAGGGGAAUCUUUCAAGGAUAACUCCGUCCAAGCCAGACCUGGUGGUGCGGGAGGGAAACGGGUAAUUGGCAAGGCAGUAGCAAAAGGAGGUCUGCUAUUGAAGGGAAAGAACCCUGGCAAUAUCCAAAGACAAGAAGACGACAUCAGGGCUCGAAUGUCGACAGCAACUGAUGCAUUCCGCAAAGCUGUUACCGAUACCCAGGCAAUGAGACAAGAGUACUACAACUUUCAGCUACCGCGGAUCCUCAGGUCCUUGAAGGAAUGUGCCGACGAAAUCGACCUUGGGACACAAUACCAUCUCACAAGAUAUGCCUUCCUCUUUGAAAGCAUCGUUCUCAGUGACGGAUCGACGUUAGUUCCUCCGAAGGAAGAGGGAAACACGCUGUCAAAAGGGUUGAAAGCCUCCAUUGAAGCCAUUGAUAACAGAGGGGACUUCAAAACAUUUAUGCAGAACUAUGCGUACGCACGAGGAAAUUCCACCUCUAGAGGACCGCGACGCGACGGACCGUCCGACGAAGGAUUUUUACCGCCUAUACCUGCUUACAACAGAGAUCGGCACACACCCGACACGUCUUCAAAUGGACAUCAUACAUCAGACAAAGGUCGACCAACUUUUGGUGUCGACCUUGCAGAACAGAUGACGAGGGAUGACGCUGAAGUUCCACCUAUCAUGCGCAAGUGCUGUGAAGCGAUUGAGAAAUACGGCAUGGAUAUAACGGGGAUAUACCGUCUGAGCGGAACAACUAGUAAAGUGCAAAAUCUCAAGCACCAGCUGGAUAAAGACCUCGAUUCUGUGAAUCUCGACGCACCGGAAUGGUCUGCGGACAUUAACAACGUAACGGGCGUACUAAAGAUGUGGUUGCGAGAACUUCCGGAUCCACUCAUGACCGUUAGUUUGCAACAUGGUUUCAUUGAAGCUGCCAAGAUUGAUAAUGACCGGCUAAGACAUAUUCGACUGCACGAGAGAGUGAAUGAUCUUCCUGAUGCGAAUUAUGCAACGCUAAAGUAUUUCCUUGGUCACUUGCAUCGGAUAAUUCACGAGCCAGCGAAUAUGAUGAGUGCCCAGAAUAUGUCAAUUAUCUUCGGACCGACUUUGUUUGGACAAAUUCUUCCCAGCGUGAACGGCGGCGGGAUGAACGACGCAGGGGCAUCCGUAAUAGACCUCUCUAACUUGGCCAUCGAAACAAUACUCAAACAUUACAAUGACAUAUUUGUAGAUGACUCGGAAUAAAAGUGUAUACCCCACGCAGGACGUUGUUACCGUCACUAUCUUGCUAUCAUUCGUAUUUUCUCUAAUUUACAUUGCACUUGUAUUCGUCACAUCAUGUAUCGCCUGUCAUCACUGAUGAAUUAUUAGUUGGAAGUUCGUUUAUGGCUGGGACAAUUCCGACUUAUGAUGUGAG
This is a messenger RNA of Guyanagaster necrorhizus, 2256 nucleotides long. RefSeq names its product RhoGAP-domain-containing protein. The record is from RefSeq and is a predicted model, not a curated record. The transcript has 12 exons. NCBI's taxonomy places the organism in Eukaryota, Fungi, Basidiomycota, Agaricomycetes, Agaricales, Physalacriaceae. Gene Ontology annotation, cellular component: cytoplasm. The coding region runs from base 105 to 2084 and encodes 659 amino acids. Gene Ontology annotation, biological process: signal transduction; regulation of GTPase activity.